Messenger RNA from Schistocerca serialis cubense, 6405 nucleotides. RefSeq names its product filaggrin-like. Bases 1 to 6405 code for a protein of 2134 amino acids. The record is from RefSeq and is a predicted model, not a curated record. NCBI's taxonomy places the organism in Eukaryota, Metazoa, Arthropoda, Insecta, Orthoptera, Acrididae. The transcript is spliced from 4 exons.
AUGAAGUAUUUAGAAAAAGCAUCAGAAACUCCAAACACAGAAAUUAGGCUUGUUUACCUGGUGAAAGCACUAUUUAUAUGUGUACAGACACCACCUUCCAUCCUGCAGAGCAGGCUGGAAGCCAUACGUCCAGAAUGUACUGCUGAGGGCUUGGUGGAAGUCAGGUAUGGAGGCGAGGAGGAGGAGGCGAGGAGGAGGAGUCGAGGAGGAGGAGUCGAGGAGGAGGAGUCGAGGAGGAGGAGUCGAGGAGGAGGAGUCGAGGAGGAGGAGUCGAGGAGGAGGAGUCAAGGAGGAGGAGUCAAGGAGAAGGAGUCAAGGAGAAGGAGUCAAGGAGAAGGAGUCAAGGAGAAGGAGUCAAGGAGAAGGAGUCAAGGAGAAGGAGGCAAGGAGAAGGAGGCAAGGAGAAGGAGGCAAGGAGAAGGAGGCAAGGAGAAGGAGGCAAGGAGAAGGAGGCAAGGAGAAGGAGGCAAGGAGAAGGAGGCAAGGAGAAGGAGGCAAGGAGAAGGAGGCAAGGAGAAGGAGGCAAGGAGAAGGAGGCAAGGAGAAGGAGGCAAGGAGAAGGAGGCAAGGAGAAGGAGGCAAGGAGAAGGAGGCAAGGAGAAGGAGGCAAGGAGAAGGAGGCAAGGAGAAGGAGGCAAGGAGAAGGAGGCAAGGAGAAGGAGGCAAGGAGAAGGAGGCAAGGAGAAGGAGGCAAGGAGAAGGAGGCAAGGAGAAGGAGGCAAGGAGAAGGAGGCAAGGAGAAGGAGGCAAGGAGAAGAAGGCAAGGAGAAGAAGGCAAGGAGAAGAAGGCAAGGAGAAGAAGGCAAGGAGAAGAAGGCAAGGAGAAGAAGGCAAGGAGAAGAAGGCAAGGAGAAGAAGGCAAGGAGAAGAAGGCAAGGAGAAGAAGGCAAGGAGAAGAAGGCAAGGAGAAGAAGGCAAGGAGAAGAAGGCAAGGAGAAGAAGGCAAGGAGAAGAAGGCAAGGAGAAGAAGGCAAGGAGAAGAAGGCAAGGAGAAGAAGGCAAGGAGAAGAAGGCAAGGAGAAGAAGGCAAGGGAAAGAGCGACGUCACGCGCACCCCCGGCAGGCCGAAGAAACGACGGCACCCACAACAGGCCGAAGAAACGACGGCACCCACAACAGGCCAAAGAAACGGCGGCACCCACAACAGGCCAAAGAAACGGCGGCACCCACAACAGGCCAAAGAAACGGCGGCACCCACAACAGGCCAAAGAAACGGCGGCACCCACAACAGGCCAAAGAAACGGCGGCACCCACAACAGGCCAAAGAAACGGCGGCACCCACAACAGGCCAAAGAAACGGCGGCACCCACAACAGGCCAAAGAAACGGCGGCACCCACAACAGGCCAAAGAAACGGCGGCACCCACAACAGGCCAAAGAAACGGCGGCACCCACAACAGGCCAAAGAAACGGCGGCACCCACAACAGGCCAAAGAAACGGCGGCACCCACAACAGGCCAAAGAAACGGCGGCACCCACAACAGGCCAAAGAAACGGCGGCACCCACAACAGGCCAAAGAAACGGCGGCACCCACAACAGGCCAAAGAAACGGCGGCACCCACAACAGGCCAAAGAAACGGCGGCACCCACAACAGGCCAAAGAAACGGCGGCACCCACAACAGGCCAAAGAAACGGCGGCACCCACAACAGGCCAAAGAAACGGCGGCACCCACAACAGGCCAAAGAAACGGCGGCACCCACAACAGGCCAAAGAAACGGCGGCACCCACAACAGGCCAAAGAAACGGCGGCACCCACAACAGGCCAAAGAAACGGCGGCACCCACAACAGGCCAAAGAAACGGCGGCACCCACAACAGGCCAAAGAAACGGCGGCACCCACAACAGGCCAAAGAAACGGCGGCACCCACAACAGGCCAAAGAAACGGCGGCACCCACAACAGGCCAAAGAAACGGCGGCACCCACAACAGGCCAAAGAAACGGCGGCACCCACAACAGGCCAAAGAAACGGCGGCACCCACAACAGGCCAAAGAAACGGCGGCACCCACAACAGGCCAAAGAAACGCCGGCACCCACAACAGGCCAAAGAAACGCCGGCACCCACAACAGGCCAAAGAAACGGCGGCACCCACAACAGGCCAAAGAAACGCCGGCACCCACAACAGGCCAAAGAAACGCCGGCACCCACAACAGGCCAAAGAAACGCCGGCACCCACAACAGGCCAAAGAAACGCCGGCACCCACAACAGGCCAAAGAAACGGCGGCACCCACAACAGGCCAAAGAAACGGCGGCACCCACAACAGGCCAAAGAAACGGCGGCACCCACAACAGGCCAAAGAAACGGCGGCACCCACAACAGGCCAAAGAAACGGCGGCACCCACAACAGGCCAAAGAAACGGCGGCACCCACAACAGGCCAAAGAAACGGCGGCACCCACAACAGGCCAAAGAAACGCCGGCACCCACAACAGGCCAAAGAAACGCCGGCACCCACAACAGGCCAAAGAAACGCCGGCACCCACAACAGGCCAAAGAAACGGCGGCACCCACAACAGGCCAAAGAAACGGCGGCACCCACAACAGGCCAAAGAAACGGCGGCACCCACAACAGGCCAAAGAAACGGCGGCACCCACAACAGGCCAAAGAAACGGCGGCACCCACAACAGGCCAAAGAAACGGCGGCACCCACAACAGGCCAAAGAAACGGCGGCACCCACAACAGGCCAAAGAAACGGCGGCACCCACAACAGGCCAAAGAAACGGCGGCACCCACAACAGGCCAAAGAAACGGCGGCACCCACAACAGGCCAAAGAAACGGCGGCACCCACAACAGGCCAAAGAAACGGCGGCACCCACAACAGGCCAAAGAAACGGCGGCACCCACAACAGGCCAAAGAAACGGCGGCACCCACAACAGGCCAAAGAAACGGCGGCACCCACAACAGGCCAAAGAAACGGCGGCACCCACAACAGGCCAAAGAAACGGCGGCACCCACAACAGGCCAAAGAAACGGCGGCACCCACAACAGGCCAAAGAAACGGCGGCACCCACAACAGGCCAAAGAAACGGCGGCACCCACAACAGGCCAAAGAAACGGCGGCACCCACAACAGGCCAAAGAAACGCCGGCACCCACAACAGGCCAAAGAAACGCCGGCACCCACAACAGGCCAAAGAAACGCCGGCACCCACAACAGGCCAAAGAAACGCCGGCACCCACAACAGGCCAAAGAAACGCCGGCACCCACAACAGGCCAAAGAAACGCCGGCACCCACAACAGGCCAAAGAAACGCCGGCACCCACAACAGGCCAAAGAAACGCCGGCACCCACAACAGGCCAAAGAAACGGCCGGCACCCACAACAGGCCAAAGAAACGGCGGCACCCACAACAGGCCAAAGAAACGGCGGCACCCACAACAGGCCAAAGAAACGGCGGCACCCACAACAGGCCAAAGAAACGGCGGCACCCACAACAGGCCAAAGAAACGGCGGCACCCACAACAGGCCAAAGAAACGGCGGCACCCACAACAGGCCAAAGAAACGGCGGCACCCACAACAGGCCAAAGAAACGGCGGCACCCACAACAGGCCAAAGAAACGCCGGCACCCACAACAGGCCAAAGAAACGCCGGCACCCACAACAGGCCAAAGAAACGCCGGCACCCACAACAGGCCAAAGAAACGCCGGCACCCACAACAGGCCAAAGAAACGGCCGGCACCCACAACAGGCCAAAGAAACGGCGGCACCCACAACAGGCCAAAGAAACGGCGGCACCCACAACAGGCCAAAGAAACGGCGGCACCCACAACAGGCCAAAGAAACGGCGGCACCCACAACAGGCCAAAGAAACGGCGGCACCCACAACAGGCCAAAGAAACGGCGGCACCCACAACAGGCCAAAGAAACGCCGGCACCCACAACAGGCCAAAGAAACGGCGGCACCCACAACAGGCCAAAGAAACGGCGGCACCCACAACAGGCCAAAGAAACGGCGGCACCCACAACAGGCCAAAGAAACGGCGGCACCCACAACAGGCCAAAGAAACGGCGGCACCCACAACAGGCCAAAGAAACGGCGGCACCCACAACAGGCCAAAGAAACGGCGGCACCCACAACAGGCCAAAGAAACGCCGGCACCCACAACAGGCCAAAGAAACGGCCGGCACCCACAACAGGCCAAAGAAACGGCGGCACCCACAACAGGCCAAAGAAACGGCGGCACCCACAACAGGCCAAAGAAACGGCGGCACCCACAACAGGCCAAAGAAACGGCGGCACCCACAACAGGCCAAAGAAACGCCGGCACCCACAACAGGCCAAAGAAACGCCGGCACCCACAACAGGCCAACGACAACAGGCCAAAGAAACGCCGGCACCCACAACAGGCCAAAGAAACGCCGGCACCCACAACAGGCCAAAGAAACGGCGGCACCCACAACAGGCCAAAGAAACGGCGGCACCCACAACAGGCCAAAGAAACGGCGGCACCCACAACAGGCCAAAGAAACGGCGGCACCCACAACAGGCCAAAGAAACGGCGGCACCCACAACAGGCCAAAGAAACGGCGGCACCCACAACAGGCCAAAGAAACGGCGGCACCCACAACAGGCCAAAGAAACGGCGGCACCCACAACAGGCCAAAGAAACGGCGGCACCCACAACAGGCCAAAGAAACGGCGGCACCCACAACAGGCCAAAGAAACGGCGGCACCCACAACAGGCCAAAGAAACGGCGGCACCCACAACAGGCCAAAGAAACGGCGGCACCCACAACAGGCCAAAGAAACGGCGGCACCCACAACAGGCCAAAGAAACGGCGGCACCCACAACAGGCCAAAGAAACGGCGGCACCCACAACAGGCCAAAGAAACGGCGGCACCCACAACAGGCCAAAGAAACGGCGGCACCCACAACAGGCCAAAGAAACGGCGGCACCCACAACAGGCCAAAGAAACGGCGGCACCCACAACAGGCCAAAGAAACGGCGGCACCCACAACAGGCCAAAGAAACGGCGGCACCCACAACAGGCCAAAGAAACGGCGGCACCCACAACAGGCCAAAGAAACGGCGGCACCCACAACAGGCCAAAGAAACGGCGGCACCCACAACAGGCCAAAGAAACGCCGGCACCCACAACAGGCCAAAGAAACGCCGGCACCCACAACAGGCCAAAGAAACGCCGGCACCCACAACAGGCCAAAGAAACGCCGGCACCCACAACAGGCCAAAGAAACGCCGGCACCCACAACAGGCCAAAGAAACGCCGGCACCCACAACAGGCCAAAGAAACGCCGGCACCCACAACAGGCCAAAGAAACGCCGGCACCCACAACAGGCCAAAGAAACGCCGGCACCCACAACAGGCCAAAGAAACGCCGGCACCCACAACAGGCCAAAGAAACGCCGGCACCCACAACAGGCCAAAGAAACGCCGGCACCCACAACAGGCCAAAGAAACGCCGGCACCCACAACAGGCCAAAGAAACGCCGGCACCCACAACAGGCCAAAGAAACGCCGGCACCCACAACAGGCCAAAGAAACGCCGGCACCCACAACAGGCCAAAGAAACGCCGGCACCCACAACAGGCCAAAGAAACGCCGGCACCCACAACAGGCCAAAGAAACGCCGGCACCCACAACAGGCCAAAGAAACGCCGGCACCCACAACAGGCCAAAGAAACGCCGGCACCCACAACAGGCCAAAGAAACGCCGGCACCCACAACAGGCCAAAGAAACGCCGGCACCCACAACAGGCCAAAGAAACGCCGGCACCCACAACAGGCCAAAGAAACGCCGGCACCCACAACAGGCCAAAGAAACGCCGGCACCCACAACAGGCCAAAGAAACGCCGGCACCCACAACAGGCCAAAGAAACGCCGGCACCCACAACAGGCCAAAGAAACGCCGGCACCCACAACAGGCCAAAGAAACGCCGGCACCCACAACAGGCCAAAGAAACGCCGGCACCCACAACAGGCCAAAGAAACGCCGGCACCCACAACAGGCCAAAGAAACGCCGGCACCCACAACAGGCCAAAGAAACGCCGGCACCCACAACAGGCCAAAGAAACGCCGGCACCCACAACAGGCCAAAGAAACGCCGGCACCCACAACAGGCCAAAGAAACGCCGGCACCCACAACAGGCCAAAGAAACGCCGGCACCCACAACAGGCCAAAGAAACGCCGGCACCCACAACAGGCCAAAGAAACGCCGGCACCCACAACAGGCCAAAGAAACGCCGGCACCCACAACAGGCCAAAGAAACGCCGGCACCCACAACAGGCCAAAGAAACGCCGGCACCCACAACAGGCCAAAGAAACGCCGGCACCCACAACAGGCCAAAGAAACGGCGGCACCCACAACAGGCUAAAGAAACGGCGGCACCCACAACAGGCUAAAGAAACGACGGCACCCACAACUGGCUAA